UGAGAGACAGACAGAGUAAUAUGUACACAGAAGAAUACAAUCUGUCACAAAGCGAAAAUUCUCAAAAGAAUCAAAAAGUUUAUUAAAGAAAAUCCAAGGUCUAAAAAGAAAAGAAAACUUUUGUUUUAAAUCAUCAAAUAAUCAGUUAAUUAUUGAAUAAAUAUUAAAGUUUUCAUAUUUAAGUGAAAACUUAAACAAUCAAGUGCCAGUGAGGAGAAAUCUGGUGGAUUGUUGAUUGUUUCCUCGACGUCGCGGUCGUCUCGAAAAAAGGAAAAUGAUUUUACCAAGACGGAAAAAUCAUUAGGGGUGUGUUGACGCUGGAGCCAGUUGGUUUGCUGAUACAGAUAAAUCAAGUGGACAAUAAUGCCAAACGAAAAACACACAAACGUAUUUGAUAAGCGCUUUUGCUGGCGCUUCGUAGAGCCUCCAAUAAAUCAGCUAAUUAUUAGUCGACAAUUCGGAGUGCAAAAAGUGCAUUUUAAAGUCAAUUCGAUUCGAAACAUCGAUUGAUCUACAGCCAACGAGAUCCACUAAAAGUAAUGUGAUCAAAAACUAAAAAACAAAUAAAAAUAACUAAAACUAAAUCAUUGCAAAACAUUUCCAAUAACUACUAAAAAUAAAUUGCACUGCAAAUUUCUUCGAGCGCAUUUGCAAAAAAACUAAGAACCUCGAAAAACAGAACAGUAAAAAAACAAUAUUGAAGAACAACCUUUGAUUAAACAAACAAGACAUUAUUUAAUGCAACGUUCUUAAAUGUUUUCUAAUUAAUAAAAAAGAACUAAAUCAACAGAGAGAAAGAAAAAGAAAGGAUCAAAAAGACACACGUCACACCACACUUCCAACACACACGCUGCUCUGUAUCUCACUUAGCCGCCGCACAACGCGACAUCAAAUGGUUUGUAAUGUUGUUUAAUGGUGGUAACUCUGAGGAGCUCGACCCAAUCUCAAAUGUAUUGGGACUGCGCUCUCAGAGACCUCUAGUGCACUUUAAAGACAUGUGGUACCAUAUAUUCCUGUGGGCGCUAUUUUCCUCGAUAUUCAUUCACACAUGCGCCGCCUUGGUCGCUUUCGUAACUCUACGCAAACACAAAUUCGGACGUUUCUUUUCGAUUUUGAUUCUGGUGAUGGGAUUCGCCUCUCCAGCCACCAGCGGACUGAUAAGCAGCGCUGUCAUAGCUUUUGUGCAUCAAGCAUCGUGCCUGCCCAUGUCGCCAAUCUAUUCAAUGAUUUGGGGCGUGGGGCAAACGAUAGUGUCGGCGUGUCUCGGCUUCACACGAAUUCUCGCAACGCUGUGAAGUCAACACUUAUAUUUUAAUGCAAAGGGUGCCCUAAAAUCGUUAUUACUGUUAUUUUUUGGACGAAAAUUUUGUGUUCUUUCUGUUUCUUGUUUAAUAAAUAUUUUGAAUGAAAACGUAAAAUACAUAAAAUACUGAAGCUUGAACUAGCAAAACGGUUCCACUUUAUUUGAUUUCUUUGUUUUUCUGUUUUGCAACACACAAAACAAUGAGAACAUCGUGGACAACCGACGUCGGAAGAAGCAUUCGAAUAAUGAGAAUGCUUUGUAAUUAUUAUUAUAAACGCAAAAAGAAAACACGCAGAGAAAGUUAUAAAUAUAGUUUUAAAAAAUAAAGAAAAACAGAAAACUGCAGCUAAAAUAAAUAUUAUAGUAUUUAUAUUUAAUGCUUA
This is a messenger RNA of Eupeodes corollae, 1686 nucleotides long. RefSeq names its product transmembrane protein 170B. The transcript has 2 exons. The coding region runs from base 903 to 1295 and encodes 130 amino acids. The record is from RefSeq and is a predicted model, not a curated record. Lineage: Eukaryota; Metazoa; Arthropoda; Insecta; Diptera; Syrphidae.